AUGGACUAUAAUAGGAUGAAUUCUUUUUUAGAGUACCCACUUUGUAAUCGGGGACCCAGCGCGUACAGCGCCCCAACCUCCUUUCCCCCCAGUUCAGCUCCGGCGGUUGACAGCUACGCAGGGGACAGCCGCUAUGGUGGAGGGCUGCCCAGCCAAGCGCACCAACAAAACUCGGGGUAUCCUGUCCAGCAGCCGCCUUCAUCCCUGGGGGUGUCCUUUCCCAGCUCCGCUCCCUCGGGGUACGCCCAGGCGGCCUGCAACUCCAGCUAUGCGCCUUCUCAGUAUUAUCCUGUGGGUCAGUCGGAAGGAGAUGGAGGCUAUUUCCAUCCAUCGAGCUACGGAGCCCAGCUAGGGGCUUUGCCCGACGGCUACGGAGCGGGUGGAGUCGGCCCAGGGCCAUAUCCUCCGCCGCAGCCCCCUUACGGAACUGAGCAGACGGCAAACUUUGCACCAGCCUACGACCUCCUCUCUGAGGACAAGGAAUCGUCUUGCUCUUCAGAACCCAGCAAUCUCACCCCCCGAACCUUCGACUGGAUGAAGGUCAAGAGAAACCCACCAAAGACAGCGAAGGUGUCGGAGCUAGGACUGGGAGCUCCUGGCGGCCUCCGCACAAACUUCACCACGCGCCAGCUGACCGAGCUGGAGAAGGAAUUUCACUUCAACAAAUAUCUGAGCCGUGCGCGGAGGGUGGAGAUCGCGGCCACCCUGGAGCUCAAUGAAACGCAGGUGAAGAUAUGGUUCCAGAACCGGCGCAUGAAGCAGAAAAAGCGAGAGCGAGAGGGAGGCAGGGUGCCUACAGCACCUUCUUCAGGUUGCCCCAAGGAAGCAUCUGGAGAUGCCUCCGACCAGUCCACGUGCACCUCCCCGGAAGCCUCGCCCAGCUCCAUCACCUCUUGA
Molecule: messenger RNA, 897 nt
Organism: Phodopus roborovskii (desert hamster)
Lineage: Eukaryota; Metazoa; Chordata; Mammalia; Rodentia; Cricetidae
Gene: Hoxb1
Product: homeobox B1
Exons: 2
Coding region: 1-897 (298 amino acids)
Biological process (GO): regulation of transcription by RNA polymerase II
Cellular component (GO): nucleus
Molecular function (GO): RNA polymerase II cis-regulatory region sequence-specific DNA binding; DNA-binding transcription factor activity, RNA polymerase II-specific
Source: RefSeq, a predicted model, not a curated record